AUGUUGCGGACAGGGUUACUGCUCUGCCUUAUCGGCUUUGCUAGCAGCGGGCCCCCUGUAUCGAAGACCAGGGAUCAAAUCCAAGCAUUCAGAGAGGCUUUGGAAAAGAGCAGAAUUGAUGAUGGAGUUCGGUUAGAUUCUCGUAUCCUAGCCAGCCCGAAAGCUAAUAUCUGGGAGAACAGUGGCAAGUACCAAGGUGAUAUCGUCCUCGAUGACGAUCAGAUCGAGGCGCUAGUGGCGGAUUAUGCUGGUACGACUGACAGAGCCGCAUACGUCAGGCCCAAUACAAGAUGGCCAGGGAAUGUACUGAUCUACGAAUUCGGGCAUAAUGAAUUUAAUACUGCCGAGCAGAACCUAAUAUUGAGAGCUAUGGGUUGGAUCGAGCACUUCUCCUGCGUGAGGUUCCGGAGACGACAACCCCAUGAACAUAACUUUGUUUUAAUUACUGGAAGGCAAACUGGAUGUUACGCUCACGUAGGUUUCUCAAGUACCCGCGGCGCUCACACGUGUAACUUGGCCCGUCGUGGCUGCAUGAACAACAUGAUCAUCAUCCACGAGCUGCUGCACAACCUCGGAUUCUUCCACAUGCAGUCCGCCUACGAGAGGUACAACUAUGUACGCAUCAACUGGAACAACAUUAUGAAUGGCGCGGCCCAUAACUUCUACCGUCUCCAGCGCAAUGAAGUCAACCUGUUAGGUCUUCCUUACGAGUACCAGAGCUGUAUGCACUACAGCACUCACGCCUUUAGCAAUAACGGACAACCAACUAUUGUCGCUACACGGAAUUUUCCGGGAACCAUGGGUCAUAUGGUGUACGUUACCCACUGGGACUGGGUGAGGCUUCGCAGACACUACAAUUGCCCUGGGGCGUGGGAUGAGAGGCAGAUCCAGGAGGUGAAGGAAGAGGUGGACCGCACCCUGCCCCUGAUGAUGGCUGAGGCGUCGCAAACAGAAGAUCUUGACCAGGAUAACAACGACAGCGAAGUAAAGAUUGUCGACCAGGAUGAAGUAAUCAACCAAGAAAAAAAUUAA
Messenger RNA from Maniola jurtina (meadow brown), 1032 nucleotides. Its product is annotated as zinc metalloproteinase nas-4-like. The record is from RefSeq and is a predicted model, not a curated record. Gene Ontology annotation, molecular function: zinc ion binding; metalloendopeptidase activity. Bases 1 to 1032 code for a protein of 343 amino acids. NCBI's taxonomy places the organism in Eukaryota, Metazoa, Arthropoda, Insecta, Lepidoptera, Nymphalidae. The transcript is spliced from 6 exons. Gene Ontology annotation, biological process: proteolysis.